Molecule: messenger RNA, 803 nt
Organism: Medioppia subpectinata
Lineage: Eukaryota; Metazoa; Arthropoda; Arachnida; Sarcoptiformes; Oppiidae
Source: the annotation of a GenBank genome assembly
UUCCGGACCAAAUAAAUUUGCAACAAAUCAUGAAGAGAUCGCAACGGCUUAACGCAAACUAUGCCAUCAAUACUGCGAAUCGCAUUAAAUCAAAGUCUCCGUCAAGAAGAAAGGAAAGAAGUCUUUCUCCGUCCCAUCGAGUGAAGAGACCGUCAGAAUUGAAUGGUUUGUCGGGAAAGAGUGGCGCCAAUGACGGCACACAAAGCGAAGAGACCCUCUCGGAUAGGGCCGACUCGUCCAGCAAUGACGGCAGUAACGUGUCAUCAGUGAGGGGUCGAGUCGGCGGUGCCCUCAACUCGCCAUCGGCUCCCCGUCUGGACGUGUCGUCGGCUAACCUAAAGCGAUGGAUCCAAGAGAACAAUCUGGAGAUGUUGGAGGGGGUGGUGAUGGAGGGCUACGGCACUCGGCUUAAGGAGAAGGCCGAGUACUUUACCGACGACGACAGCGCCGACUCUAUGCUAUACAUAUCGGAAAUGGUGCCCAAAAUGAUGAACAAAAUCCGUGUGAUUCAUGCGGCCGUCUCGUGCGGUGAUCUGCUCGGCCUUCAGGACGGACUCGACGAGAAGAAUGAUUACGUUGUGGCCAAAGACCACUUGGGAAUGGCUCCCAUUCAUAAGGCGACUAUUAUGGGACACAUCGAUGUGGUUGAGUAUAUACUCGACAAGUUUCCCGAUACCGUCAACUUGAGGGACAAAGAGGGCCGAACAGCCCUUCACUACUCCGCCGCCACCACUAAUCGCAACGGCAGUAAAAUAUAUAAGAUUCUCAUCAGAGCCGGAGCUGAUCCACGGAUAAGAGAUUCC